CUAGAUCGUUUACACCGAUAAAAUAGUACUUCACAUGCUGUUUGAUGCUCGUUCGUAAGCUCGCUUCCACGUUGACCAGGAACAUGUUGCGGCAUCCGCACGAGUACAGGAUGGAUUUUGACCGUGUUCAUAAUACUCAGCGAAGGCGACAUCCUAGGCGCAGGGCAAUUUGAGUGUGUGAAGGCGCUAGGCUGCAAGCAUACUUUACAUCCUUGGCUGUUUGGUCGCUAGGGACCGCCAGUAGGCGUUCAAAGUCAUCCGUGUAGCACUGAAGGAGACAGUAUGGGAAGCAUGUGGUGGAAGCCUUCACGUGAAGGCUCUGCGGACCUACGCAUCUCACGGCUGGAGCUCUUCCAUCGCAAGUUCGAGACGUCCAUGGCCCGAGAGCUGUUGGAGAUCCUCAACGGUCUCAUGUCGCUGGCUUCCGUCUUCAUCUACGUGUACGACACCUACCUGCCCGUACGGCAAACGGCACGUGUCAUGUACUUUGCCUGCUCCAUCACUUUCUCCAUCGAGUACAUCGCAAAGUUGCUGGCGGCCAGAGACAAGCUGCGCUACGUGUUUUGGAGCUGGUCUGUGAUCGACGCGGCGACCAUCGUGUACGGAUUUGCGUAUUAUGAGUACGACUCGCUGGCUACGGCUCUCGGCUUCCUGCGGCUGCUGCGGGUCAUGCAGGUCAUCCGGCUGCUGAAGGCGGUCACCCUGACGGCCCUGCGCGCCAGCCGCCGCCGCGCCUCGCAGCCGUUGCAGCUGGAGCUGCUGCGGCGGGGCGCGGAGCUGGGCAUCACGCUGGGCGGGGUGGUGUUCGUGGCGGCGUGCGUGUUCUACGAACUGGAAGUGGGCAACCAGCGGGACCUGCAGCUGCACCAGGCCUUCUACUGGUCAUGUGUCACAAUCGCCACCAUCGGAUACGGAGACAUCGUACCCCGGACAGCGGCGGGGCAGCUGCUGUUCCCGCUGGUUAUUGUGGUGAUUAUUCUGGUGCUUCCGCGCAAGAUAUCGGACCUGUCGGAAGUGAUGCAGAACUUCAGCCGCUUCGUGCGCAAGAAGUACCGCAGUCCCCGGUUGGGGCGCCACGUCAUCCUGACCGGCUGCGUGACCCCUGGGUCGGCGCGCACCUUCAUUCGGGAGUUCUUCCACCCGGACAGGGGAUACCAGGACCUAGACCUGGUUCUCCUGCUGCCCACCGACCCGCCCCCCGAGCUGCUGGUCACACUGAACCACAGCCGCUGGGAGCGCCGGCUGCACUACCUUCACGGCUCGCCGUACAGCGCAGAGG
Messenger RNA from Astrephomene gubernaculifera, 1279 nucleotides. NCBI's taxonomy places the organism in Eukaryota, Viridiplantae, Chlorophyta, Chlorophyceae, Chlamydomonadales, Astrephomenaceae. The record is from the annotation of a GenBank genome assembly.